AUGAUUUCUAUAGAUCAAUGGGAUGAUUUGGUGUUUCCAGAUAACGUUAGCUUACAAAGAACUGUUAACGAUGUGCUAGAAAAUUUUCGCCAAGCGAAAGAAACAAUUUCCAAAAUUCAAAUCAGAGACGAGAUUUCAAAUUCAUCAACCAAAUUAUUUGAUGAAUUUGAUAUCGAAAUCUUAAACAAUGCGUUUAAUGAUAGAAGUGAUGUGAUUGACAAAGACGGAAAAUUGACUUCCAGUCAAAUGGCGAAUUUAAUGUCACAGGAUUUGAUUUGUUGGUAA
Entrophospora sp. SA101 is the source of this 285-nucleotide messenger RNA. The record is from the annotation of a GenBank genome assembly. Lineage: Eukaryota; Fungi; Glomeromycota; Glomeromycetes; Entrophosporales; Entrophosporaceae.